Messenger RNA from Impatiens glandulifera, 2142 nucleotides. RefSeq lists its product as uncharacterized. Gene Ontology annotation, cellular component: RNA polymerase I transcription regulator complex. Gene Ontology annotation, biological process: transcription by RNA polymerase I. NCBI's taxonomy places the organism in Eukaryota, Viridiplantae, Streptophyta, Magnoliopsida, Ericales, Balsaminaceae. The transcript has 10 exons. The coding region runs from base 113 to 2002 and encodes 629 amino acids. The record is from RefSeq and is a predicted model, not a curated record.
CCCGCUACCUGUUUUGAUUCGUUUAAGAUCGAACGUUAGAAAGCUGAGGCGAGUGUUUUUGGAUCGUUUGUUUACUCUGACUAGUUUAUAAGAUUGACUGGCUCAGAAAAAAAUGAUUUCUAAGAAUUUGGAGAUGGAAAUGGACGAUGGAUGUAAUGAAGAAGUUAAAGUUGGCAAAGAUAAAGGUUAUAGAAAGGCUAAACAUGACAUGUACGCUGAAGAAGUUAAAUUUAGGCGUAUCAAGAGAAUUCUUUUAUCUAUCACAAAGCCUUCAUAUACUCUAAGGUUGGGCGGUGAAAAUGUUCGAGCUGAGCACCGAAAUCGACUGCAAUAUCUUCUGUGCAUGCUCGUACGUAGGCACAAUUGGGAAGAAGCGAGUGGCGUGCUGAGUGUUCUUCUAAAAGCAACAGUAGGCAACAAAUCACCAAUAAAGAAUCGCAUAAAGUAUGGGGUUGCAUUAGAAAUUCUCAAGCAUGCAAGAAGUGAUGUUAAAGCAACUAAAUUCCGGCACAUAUUUGAAAUUUGGAUGAAAAAGAUUGGGUCAAUGAAUAUGUGGCCAACAAAGGAUAGGUAUGUGGUUCAAUCGGAAUAUAUUAUUUUCUGUCUAAGACAAGGGAAUCUCGAUGGUGCAUAUCAGGCUGCAUUGAGUCUGAUGCAAGAACGCCAAUUUUCAAAUGAUCCAAUGUCGAACUUAGUUGUGGGUCUGACAUUCUACCAGUUAUGGUAUUCAAGUAUCCCAGAGGAUUUGCAGUUGCAAGAUAUUGAUGAAUCACAUGUGUCUCUGGAGUCAGAGAUCUCAAGAUCAUAUGCUAAUACACUAUUUGAGAAUUCCGAAGGACAGUGUGUGGUAGAUGAGCAUGAAGCUAGUCACACCUCGGACUUAGACUCAGACACAUCUGUUAGAAUUGACAAAGUCAGUUCUCAUGCUCAUAGUGUGAAUGACAGUAAAGGUUCCAUGGAGGUUGAUGGAUCUCAAGGAGAAAUGACACCCAAAAAAUUUCAGUCACAAGGACUUUACAUGCAGUCUGACGAUGAUGAUGAUAAUAGCAGUCAGAAAGACCACUCUUUUGAUAAUCAUGCUGAUUAUAUGGAAUAUGUAUCAAUUCUUCAUUCCCGUGGUUUAAAUACAUGGCUUCUUCCACUGAGGAUGUUGAAUUCUAGUGGUAAUUUAGUGGAUUUCAAUCACUUACAUAAGGAACUGACAAAUGAUCACUACAAGAGUGCAAUCAAGCAUUUACGGCUUGCUUUAUGUAUGACACCUCCAGUUAAGGAGGCAUUACUUCCUUUGGUACAGUUGUUGUUACUUGGUAAUCGCGUUCACGAGGCCAUGGAUGAGCUAGAGAAGUUCGGUGAUCUUUCAGAUUCAACACUCUUACUAAGAUUGAAAGCAAGUCUUCUGGAAUCAUUUGAUAGAGACAGUUAUAGCAAAAUGGUAGCUUGCUAUGAAGAAACGUUGAAGAAGGAUCCAACAUGCUCUCAUUCAUUAUCGAAGCUCAUCAGCAUGCAUCAUAAUGGAGAGUAUGGUCCUGAAGAACUUGUAGAAAUGAUAGGUCUUCAUUUAGAUGGUACAUAUGCAGAAAGUAGUAUGUGGCAUGAGUUUGCUAGUUGUUUCCUGAAGCUUUCUGUAACUGAAGAGGACCGAAUGUCAGUGUGCAUAGAUGAAACUGGAAAUAAUACGGCCAGGCAUGGAUACUCAGUUCGUUUCAAUAGGGUCCCCAAAAUGUUUAUCGAGGGGGGAUCUGGAAAAUCCUGGGCGUUUCGUUGUAGAUGGUGGUUGUCAAGGCAUUUCAGUCCAAACACCUUUAGCUUAGAAACAACAGCAGGUGAAUUGCAACUGGUGAGUUACAAGGCAGCUGUUGCAUCUCAUAUAUAUGGACAUGCAUUUGAAUAUGUUUCCAAUGCUUGCAAAUUCUUGCAAGAAAACGAUACGGAUUUGUUCUUAUUCUUGCGAAUGCACAUGCUAAACUCUGUUCCAUUCUAUGAUAGGAAUAAACGUCUAUAAUCCUUCUCUUUUGGCUACAUUUUUGGGUGGUUAUAGGUUAAAAAAGGGUGCUAGUUUAUAAUUAAAUGUAUGUAUAUUAUUACUCUUCCAAGGAAGACUUCAUUCAUUUUUUGAAUAGAGGGAAGAUUCAUUUUAGUCCU